Molecule: messenger RNA, 553 nt
Organism: Thrips palmi
Lineage: Eukaryota; Metazoa; Arthropoda; Insecta; Thysanoptera; Thripidae
Exons: 3
Coding region: 96-479 (127 amino acids)
Source: RefSeq, a predicted model, not a curated record
GGAGACAGACGUGUCCUCCUGGAGAAGCAUCCCUCGUGGUCAAUUCAUCGAAAAGCCGAAAACUGACACAUGCGCUGGAAAACGAGAAGAUCAACAUGGGUCAAAGACGCGAAUCUGCAAUGUCCAGCACUGUCCUGUCAGAGUAUCUCGAAGAGUGGGGGGAGCAUCUGGAGGCAAGCGGGCAGUCCCGACUGAGCAGAAUACUGAAGUUCAUGCGCGAAUCACUGACGGCUGGCGCCAUCAUAGUGGUCAUGACGGUCCUCGCCCUGGUGGACACCGUGUUCGAGUCCGAAGGCCGCCCCCUGAGCGAGCGCGUGUCCAUGCGCACCUUCUGCGGUGGCUUCUCCAGCUUCGUGUCCUACGACAUCCUGGCCUACCGCAAGCCACUAAUGUGGAAGGCGCUACGACACGCCCAAUUCGCUGCCACCGAACUGCAGUCGGAGGCCACCCCAGCGGGCAGGGUAUCGCCUUCAAAAUGAAUGUACUGAUGGCAUGCGUCAGCCCAAUGCUCACUCGGUAAAGAGUGCUGGUUUGCACACGACUCGUGCAAACC